CCGCUAGGACACCGUGCAAACGCGAGGUUAUUGUAUCUUUUCACUUUUGUAGCCAACUUCAGUUCGUAAAUGUUCGAUCUCUUUUAGCAACGUCGAGACUUGCUCGUAUAGGAAUUGCGCGUUUCGACAUGGCUUUAUCAGUUGGACUACCGUUAUCUGGGUUGGAGACAGAAAAAUUUAACUCGUUUAGUCAUAUCAUAGACAUAGCAGGUCUUGCGAAGUCCCAGACCAGUCCAAGCCCAUCUGUCUCCAGUGAAUCUAGUGGCAUCGGGUCAUUAGGUUCGCUCAAGUCCGAGUCCCUUAACAAUGACUCCUUGCCAUCUAGUCCUCAGACCACAGAGAAGAAGUUAUUUCAACCUUUACCGCAACCUCAGCCACGUCCGAUAGAAAAGCGUGAUGUCAAAGUAGUUAGUGGAGGCAGAGAUAUCCUUAAUCUAAUGAGUAACUUAACUGAUCCUCGAUGGAACUACCGUGCUACAGUGCUGCCUCCUAACAACCCUGCACUGUUCUUUGCUAACCGCUCACAGUAUCAUCGAUUGGGACCGUAUGGAACACGCACACAGUAUGUAAAAGAUUCCUGCCGUGAAUGUGGCUUCUCAUGGGUUGUAGCCGCUACAGACUAACAUGACCAAGAGUAAUUAUAAACUCAAACCAUGAGUGCUGAAUCACAUCAAGAUAGUGUCAUAUUAAGGUGCUUAAUGCCGCACCAGCAGCUUUAGAUGAAUUUUAGUACAAUGGACAUGUUUUGAUAUUGUUACAACAACAUACUGUCGUCACAUAUUCUGACAGAUGCCUAUUUAUAAAAUUAUUUUGCAAAAUAUGUACAUGAAUUAUAAAUGCUUACUUGCAUUGUCCUUAAGUAUUAAUUCUAUCUUGAUGUGAGUUCAGCCAUAGUUGAUGACUGUGGAAUAUGUAUAUGAUUGUCGUCCCAUGAAUUUGUAGAAUUACAUUUUAAAUGUGACUUAAAACUGUGAUCUUAAUUUAAACAAAUCAAUUUUUUGACAACUCUAUAAAUGCGCGACAAUGCAUAUAUGUAUUUGUUAUUAUGUUUUUUUUAACUUAUUGUGUGAUAAUUUUAAGUUUUACGAUAUUUAUUUUAAUUACCCACAAAGAAAUCGGCAUUUUAGAUCCAAUAAUGGAUCAAUACUCAAACCUCAAAUUCCAUAUCAUAAGUUUAAUGUAGACAGAAAGUUUUCAUAUUAGGGUAUUACACUACAUUUAGUUCCUUUUAGAAAUUUUAAUAAUUUAUUGUCCAAAGAAUUUAAUUGUUGUAAAUCUUCAAAUUAUAUUAAAUUAAUGGAAUAGUCUAUGUGCAGUAAUUGGUUCUAAUCAAAUAUGCAGUUGAUUUAAAUCUAUUCUUGUUUUUAUGACCCUUAUAAUUUGAAGGAAUAUUUUAAAUAUGAUAUUAACAUGAGCACAUCCCACCAUUUAAUCAUUCUAAUAUUGUGUGUGCAAUUCAAUUCCGCUUAUGAAUUUGAUGUAUUCCACAGUCAUUUUUGAUUUUAUGGAGAUCAUUAAAACAAAAGGCUGCUUCUUGUAGAGGAUUUGACGAGGUGGCACGAAUUUAAGCCAAGCUAGGUUAAUUUGUAGGUCUUAUUAUCGAUGUUUGUUGGUUGUACCGUCCGUGCAUUACACUAUUAUGGCAUAAUCUAGUGGACAAAUGUUUCCCAAAAUCUACUUCCUAUUUACUCAGUGCUUCACCUCAUUAAUUGACGAGCCCGCUACUAAUGAAGUGGGUUAUCAGUGCAUAUCAUCACAAACUUAAACAGUGAUUAGGUGUUCUAAGGUAUUAGUAGUUACAGACCGUUUUAAAAGGUUUUGAGUCAUUAAUGUGCCCAGAUACUGGGUUCUAGUGAAAUUAUAGUAAGUGUUAUUAACAGACUGGUAAAUCUCUAUGUAAAUGCAUUAUAAAUUGUAUCUGUGGUCUCUUUAACUUAGUCAAGAUAUUUAAUAGUGUGAGUCUCUUAAUUAUUAGUAAGUUAACAUAUACUAACUGAUCAAAACUGUCCUUUUGUGCAACUAAAAUUCUGCUCUGUUGUGAUCAGCUUUAAUUGGAACUGGAAUAUUUGUAUGUUAAAAUUUCUCACAAAUUUAUUUUUAUAAAUGUAAUAUAAGUGACAAUACUGUGUGUAGGUUUCAUAAAUUUCGUUUAUAUUAUUGUUAUCUAGCUUCGAGGUUUGGCAAUUUUUGGAAGGGACCAACAAAUCAUUUAUUUAUUUGUUACAAUAUUAUCAGUAAGACCAUUUCCAAAUCAGUGUGAUAUCACAGUCCUAGCUCACAUUGCAUUUUAUCAAUCGCUUUAUCUCUUAUCAUGUAUUUGUUUCAUUCGUUUCUUAUUUCUCCUUUUGUUUAAUGGGCUAUGAACUAAAUAGGUUGUAUUCAAAUAGGUGAAUAUUUACAAAAUUUUAUUUUAUCUUGUUCAGCGGGCCUAGACUGAACACAAUAUAGCAUGGAUCUCAGAAUGCAGCUAAUGAAAACCUAAUUUGCCUGACAGAUACAUUGCUUCCAUCAAAACACUUGUAAUACAAUGGUGACAACCUAUUGUGAUACUUGAAAAUGUGCUUUUUGAUAAAUAUUCUAAUCUUCAUACCAAUAAAUGGUUACUACCAUUGUAUACAAGUAGAUGUGCUUCAGUUGCAUUCAAUGUUUGUUAUGGUUGAUUUAGAUCGGGUUGCAUUCAGAUAUAAUUUAAGUUAAAUAUAUGACAAAGUAAAUUCGAAUGUAGUUCAAAGUAAUGUGUUGGGAGCAAUACGCACAUUAUUCAGUAACUGUUGUUGUGAAGUCUCGUUAAGUUAGUCGUAUGGUGGGGCCGAAGAAGAACUUGCCAUUGCCCGAACCACGCUAGGCCGAGGCGCGAUGCAAUAUUUGCAUUCCAGUUUUGUUUAAGGUUAGCAGCCGAGGUUAGGUAAUUAUUUUAUCCACAUUGCCAAAUAUUUUGGUUGUUGUGCUAUUUAUUUGAAUGUGUUAUCGUGAAAUCAAAUUGUAAGUACCUUCCAUCGCUGUGUCAAAUAAUUUUUAUAAUGUUUUAAAUCAUUUCAAUUCUAUGCAUUUUUAUUUUGUUUAGUCAAUCAUAAUUAUUAUAUUAGUGUUUUGUAGUUUAUAUAUUGUUCAUCGUAUUUAUAUUUCACAUUGAACUGUAGUCAAAUGACAGUAUUUUUGUAUUGCAAAUUGUAUGGGAAUUGAAGGGUUUAGAAGUGAAGCGUUCUUUGCAGAAGCGCGGUCUGAAUGUAUAUCGAGACUUAUUGGUUUUUCUGUCUGCGGACUGAUACAAAAUGCAAUUUCAAUAACUCGUAUACCCUUCAGGUCGCUAUUGACGUAAUGUGCGCUCCGCUUGUAUUACAAUAUAUCUGAUAAGCAUUAUGUAGGUUUAGCGAAAUAGAAUUAACAAGGAGAUAAAACUCCAGUACCAAAUCUUUUGUUGGUUUAAUGUUGUUCUCGUAUUAUGGUGAUAUGUGCGUCGGGAGCGGCGCAGAGCUCAAUAUUUUAGUAACCCUUAAGAAAAUUAAUACCUCUUUUAAAAAGAAUAUAUAUUUGAAAUGUAUAUUAUCCAAUAUCACUAUGUAUUUCCCUGUUUAUUUUGAUGUGAUAUCAUAAAUGACUGAUCUGAAUUUAGUUGUUAAGUUGGUUAUUGAUAUGCAGUGCUAUUUCGAGUGUAAUUAAGAUUUAAUAUUGAAGUGCCAAUGCUCGUAAUUUAAUCUUUGACUGUUCCUUUAAAUAGCUUUGUAAGGGGGCUCGCAGGUGAGCCUCCACCUACUUCAAUAUAAGAAAUCUUCCAUACUAAGCAUACUUAAGUUCGAUUACAUAAAACAUUAACCACGUACGUGCACAAUCUCAGUAAAGCUUGCAAUAUAAUACGUGUUCGUCACUUAUUAUUUAAUCUGUAAUGUUAAGAGUACAAUAUGGUGUUAUAUCAUUCUAGUAUCAAUUUAGCCGAAGAUGUUAAUAUUAUUAAUUAGGUUAAAUUUUAAUAAUAGCUUCGUAUAAUUGGGAUGUUUUAGUAUUUAGUAGUUGUAGUAUGCAGAAAAUGUCUCGUGAGUGAAGUGAAUAAAGUGGCAAUAAUACUCGGACGUAAGUCCCUGCCAAGAGUACAGGGCCGCGCGGGCGAAUCGAAAGAUAGCGUUAGAUGAUUUAUUUGUUGUAAUUAUAAUAAUAGUCGUAGGUAUUUUGUCGUACUUAAUAAUUAUUCUUGCGAUGCCUUAAUUCUGGUUGUCAAUUAGACACGUCUGCCUAAAUGUUAUCAUUGUUUUUUUUUUUUAAUUUAAAAUUUUGAUGUUCCGGCUUCCUCCGUGAACUUCCAGUUCAGGCUGUUCUUUUGAAAUGAUUUUGAUGUCGAUUUAUUUUUACCUAAGUGUUCUUAUUAAAUGUUACCAAAAUGUUUUUAAUAAAAUAUUUUUAUAUGUA
Messenger RNA from Pieris rapae (cabbage white), 4401 nucleotides. RefSeq lists its product as uncharacterized. The record is from RefSeq and is a predicted model, not a curated record. The coding region runs from base 129 to 623 and encodes 164 amino acids. Lineage: Eukaryota; Metazoa; Arthropoda; Insecta; Lepidoptera; Pieridae. The transcript is spliced from 3 exons.